ACGAAAACACUGUGCGCCGGAAAUACGAUGGAGCGCUGACUAGCCGUUCAACGGCCUCGGUGGGCAGUUCGGUCACCGGUAUUGUGUGAGGGCCGGCAGCCAUGGCGCCGAAAACCGGCAAGGUUGGAACAAAAGGCAAGAAGCAGAUCUUUGAAGAGAACAAGCAGACGUUGAAGUUUUACCUGAGGAUUAUUCUGGGAGCUAAUGCUAUUUAUGGAGCAGUGAAGCUUUUCCUUUUCUAUAGCUCAGUCACAUUCUGGACCUGGGGAUUGCUGGCCUUCGCCGUGGUUGUCUACAGCUUCAGCUACCGUUGGAUGCAAGGGAUGGCCCAGCCCGUGUUCUCUAGUGACAACACGCUUCUCGAUGGCGGCAUUGACCUGAACAUGGAGCAGGGUAUGGCAGAGCAUUUGAAGGACAUUAUUUUGCUUACUGCUAUUCUGCAAGUCCUCAGCUGUGUGUCUAUGUAUUUCUGGUACUUAUGGCUCCUAGCACCAGCAAGAGCUCUUUACUUACUGUGGGUGAAUAUCCUAGGACCCUGGUUUACUGCGGAACCUCCCACAAACUCAGAUGUAUCCGAAAAGAAACAGAAGAGGCAAGAACGACGACAGAUGAGGAAGCUGCAGUAGGGUGGCAGAGCUGUUCCCAGACCCUUGUUAAUAGAUGGAUUGCUGGAAGCUAGUCUCACCUUCCCCUCUCCCCCACCCCGCCCCUCCUGUUGCCAAGUUCCCAGUCAUCACUUUGUUGAAGCCCUGUCUGCACUGAGAGACGGUCACUGCUUCUGAACCACAGCCCCCACACUUCUAUGCUGCAUUUAUCCCGAGCCAAAAGAGAGCAUUACUCAAGCUUCGAAUCCUGCCUUGUGUCACUGAACUGGUGGGUGAAUCGAAGGUAAAUGUGAUGUGUUGACAUUUGUGGAUCACUACCUCAUGCUGCAGUUUGUUAGUUAGCCCCUGUGAUUGUUCACUGCAGUACUCCUCCCCAAUGCCUUGUCUCCCCAAAUUCAUAACCGGGGCGUAAUUCCUCAGGUGUUAGUCAUUGUUUGGGACUAAGCGACUUGGACAUUGCUAACGUGAAAGCCUUGGCCAAAGGAAGAACUGUGGAUGAACUGAGCUCUGCUUUUGGUGUCCACAUCUGCUUUGCACUGCACAGCCCGAGUGUGGAACUGUUGGCAUCAACGGAGACUCAUCUCUGACCCAGCUGAACAUCAGUGGAAACCCAUGGUCAAUUAUCCAACAUGAAGCCUGUCACCGCUUGACCAGGACCUGAGUCUGGAGAUCCUUGUGUUUGCUGUUGUCUCCAAUCUUUUGCUAAUAAGACCAGUCAUGUGCCAUUACCAUGCAACUGCAUGUCUUCUGAGUGCAACCCCAGCAGCCUUCAUCCCCAUACACAGACACACACUUUUUCAACUUUCGUACUACAAGCUAGCAAACCUGAUUCUGGCAGGUCAUUGCUCAGGAUGUAGUCCAUGGCCUCAGUUGUCUGCAUGUGGAGACAAGUACAGAAAUAGCAAGAGGAAUCUGUCCUUCAAGCAAUCAGUGACUCCAUCCACCACUUUGACUCUAUUUCCCAUAGUUUCCUUGGCUAGAAAAAUCCUACUAGUAUUGUCUAUUAAAUUAAUUGAGUUAAUUCCUGCUUAGUAGAAACUUUGCUAUGCAGGAACUAAUUGUUUACAUCUACUAAUUUAGUAGAAGUUCAUGAACUUCUUCCUUGUUCCUGAGUACCCUGAAUUUAUGACCCCUUUACCAUUAGUGAUUGGAAAAGUUUCCAAAUAGAACUUGAAAUUAUUUCAUAGGAUCUAAAGCCUGCAGUAUGAUACUGCUCCAGUAAGUUCAAGUGCAGUUUGUAAUACUUCCUCAAAAUGUAAAACUCCUUGGAAUGUUGGAAACCUUCUGCUGGCAUGCUUAAUCAAUCCUCCCCUGCAGGACUUGUUUUCUUAGCGUUCUCUUUUUCCUACCUCAGUUUUCCACAACACCAUAAGUUGAACUCUGCUACUCACUGAGUCUUUGGAAACACAAGCACAAAUUCUCAACAGAUACUGCUAAGCCAUUCGGAGCGGGCUUAUUAUCUGGAGGUGGUGUGGCUCAGAUGAGGGUGUAUAUUCAUGAAAGAUUCAAGACGUUGUUAUAAGAGUAGGGGAUUAUCCUGGAUGCCAUGGUAAGUAAUUAUCUCAUGAUGGUAUUAUUGAAUCAGAUUUGGGUUAUUACUAUGUGUGGAAUCUUACUGUGUGUAAACCUUUUGCCCAGAUUAUUACAUUGAAACAAUACCUUCAAUGAGUACUUCAUUGGCUGAGCCACCCUGAGACUAUAUGAAUGCAAGAACACCCAAAAUGGUGGAGGGACUUAGCAGGUCAUGGAAAAGAAUAAAGGGUCAACCUUUCAGGCUCAGACCCAUCAUCAAGACUGGAAAGGAAGGGGAAGGAAGCCAGAAUAAGAAGGUGGAGAGGGAAGGGGGGUGUUGAAGUGAGAAGUUAAGAGGUGAUAGUUGGAAAAGGUAAAGGGCUAAAGAAGGAAUCCAUUAUGAGAGCAGAGUAAAUUAUGGGAGGAAGGGAAGGAGGAGGGUCUCCAGACAGGUGUUGGGCAGGUGAAGAGGAGUGAAAGGGGAGUCAUAAUGGAGAAUUGAAAAAUAAGAAGAUGAAGAGAGGAGAAAUAUAAAUGCCAAGACUACCUUCAUGUGAAUGAACUCCUCCUUGAUUCUUAAUUUCACCUUGAUAUAAUGCUGUGCCUCUCAGUCAGACACUGAGCUGCAGACAGUCCACCAGUUCCAUAAGUGCAGGCACUGGGGAUUGGAAAGGGCAUUGGCGGGAUUGGCACAAGGACCAAGGGUUUUCACAGUAAGCCAUCUGCUGUCUGAAUGCAUCGCUUGAAGUGGUGAAUGAAUGAGGAGGCAGUGGCUGCAUGGGCCAACAGUCACCACCGAAUGACUUCGAUCUUUAUUUACUGUGUUACAUCAGUGACAAUUAAUUUAAGGUUUUAUUAAAAUGAAACAACCAAAUUUACAGAAUCAAAUAUUGAAUAAAUAUUAUAUAAUGUGCUUCA
Hypanus sabinus (Atlantic stingray) is the source of this 3035-nucleotide messenger RNA. It is a transcript of the gene tmem208, whose product is annotated as transmembrane protein 208. Gene Ontology annotation, cellular component: intracellular membrane-bounded organelle. Gene Ontology annotation, biological process: vacuolar protein processing. The transcript has 6 exons. NCBI's taxonomy places the organism in Eukaryota, Metazoa, Chordata, Chondrichthyes, Myliobatiformes, Dasyatidae. Bases 102 to 626 code for a protein of 174 amino acids. The record is from RefSeq and is a predicted model, not a curated record.